AUGGCUUUCUUCCCCUGGCAUAUGAAAGUCCACUCGAAGGAAGAAAAGGAAUUGCGUCGUGCAAUCCUCGAUUUCUACGGCAUCCUAAACGUUUUCACAACACUCAUUAUCAUCCCCACCGUCGUCUGCUGGUUCGGACAUGUCUACCGUUACAACCUCGUUGUUAUCAAACAACAAGAAGGAGGAGAAUACCAAAGGAAGACAAUAUACUCCAGGUUCGCACGGUUCGUGUACUUGUCGCAUUGGUACCUCGGUCGUCCCUUGUUCGGAGCCAGAUGGUUGGGAUCUCGCAAAUCUUGGUUGUUGGGAUUUCUAUGGAUCGGGUUUAUGGGAUUUAUGAGUAUUUCCGAUACCGGGGAUGAUUACUUCCACCUCACCAAACGAUUGGGUCAUAUCGCCACUUCUCUACUUCCUGCGCAAUAUCUACUGUCUUCACGGUUUAUACUCCAACAGACGUCCAUAUUAAGUUAUCAAACCCACGAGACUUUGAAUAAAGCACACAGAUGGCUCGGACGGACGAUAUACACUCUUCUCACCUUCCAUGGGAUCCUGUAUACCAACUAUUUUGUCACAACGGACAGGAUCCAUAGGUUCCUUAAUUGGGAUGUGAUCUUUGGGUUGUUGGGGUUAAUCAUCAUGAAUACGAUGUUCAUCGCCAGUCUUCCGAAGUAUAGAAGGGUGGCUUAUAAAACUUUCUUCAGCGUUCAUCAGUUGUUGAGUGUUUUGGUAUUACCGGUUGCGUGGGUUCAUGUUUAUGAUACCGGACGGUAUGUACUACUUGUCGGGGUGGUGUAUAUUAUCGAUCGCGUCGGAAGGUAUUUUUUGACGAGAGAGUUGAAAGUUAAAGUCACGGCUGUAUCUUCUACGGCAUUGGAUUUGAGGGGAACGGCGGGUUGGAUGGUGACCGAUACUACCAAUAGUACCACUACUGCUACCACCACCACCACCACAACGGGAAUGGGAUCAAAAGCUAAGAAAGUCGCUCCCGGAAGUCAUUUUUACAUCUCCGUACCAAGCAUGGUACAAAGCCGAGGAAACCCUUUUACCUUAUCCAGUGUGGACGAAGAAAGCGGAGAAGCCAAAUUUUUGGUCCGAGUCAGAGACGGGUUUACGAGAGAACUCAAGGAAUCGGCAUUAGACGCCAGUUUGAAUAUGAUGAUCGAAGGACCUUACGGGAUUGCCAAAGUUUUCCCCGGGUUUGGAUGGUUCGAUUCUUUUUUGUUUAUUACGGGGGGCAUAGGGAUUACAAUGACUUUGAGCGUGUUAAGGGAAUUGGUGGUGGAGAUUGAAGAGAGUGAAAGGGUGGAGGAGAAGGUGGGGGUUAGGUUUGUGUGGGCGGUUGGGGGGACUGAUGAUGCUGCAUGGCCGCUAUCGGAGCUCUUGAGGGCCGGACCGACGAGGUGUAGGCCUGAAGUUGAUAUUUAUAUAUCAGGUUCGAAGGGAGAAGGGGAUUGGGAAAGUGGAAAUGAUGAAGGAGAAGACAACGAAGAAGAAGAUAAGGACGACGGGGGGAGACCAUCGAUGGAAUUGGAUGAAUUGGUCGGAGGGGAUUCACAGAGUUUAUUACCUACGACGGAACCUACACAUCGCCACCACCGCCACCGCCAAUCAGCGACGAAUAAUGAUAAUGGUAAUCUGCAUAAUAACGAUAACAGCGACAGCAUGAACAGAAGAAGGGUCAUAAAGGAAGAAGAGAAGAAAAAGAUGGAAAAAGAAAUCGAAUCAUUAAGAUAUCGAUACGCCAGGACACAGAUAACACCUCGGAUACAAACGGGAAGGCCGAAUUUGACGAGGAUUACGGAAGAAUUCUGUAGGGAUCAUGCGAGGGGGACAAACCAGAAACAGAAGAGGAUUGGGGUGUUCGUGUGUGGACCGGAGGGGAUGGGGGUGGAUGUGAGGAGGGCUCUGGAGAGGUAUUAUACGGAGAGUGUGAUUUGGGUGUGGGAUGAGAGGUUUGGGCCAUAA
Messenger RNA from Orbilia oligospora ATCC 24927, 1965 nucleotides. RefSeq lists its product as uncharacterized. Gene Ontology annotation, molecular function: ferric-chelate reductase activity. The transcript has a single exon. Gene Ontology annotation, biological process: iron ion transport; intracellular iron ion homeostasis; copper ion import. Lineage: Eukaryota; Fungi; Ascomycota; Orbiliomycetes; Orbiliales; Orbiliaceae. The coding region runs from base 1 to 1965 and encodes 654 amino acids. The record is from RefSeq and is a predicted model, not a curated record. Gene Ontology annotation, cellular component: plasma membrane.